Molecule: messenger RNA, 5443 nt
Organism: Eublepharis macularius
Lineage: Eukaryota; Metazoa; Chordata; Lepidosauria; Squamata; Eublepharidae
Gene: GOLGA2
Product: golgin A2
Biological process (GO): Golgi organization
Cellular component (GO): Golgi cis cisterna; Golgi cisterna membrane; Golgi apparatus
Molecular function (GO): protein binding
Source: RefSeq, a predicted model, not a curated record
CUCGCUCCUUCUCUCUCUCUCUCUCCCCACCCACCUUCGUCCCCCUCCGGGCUGACGUGGCCCGGGCCCGGCUCGGACAUGGCGGACGGGAGCAGGCAGAGCAAGCUGGCGGCGGCAAAGAAGAAGCUGAAAGAAUAUCAGCAGAAGAAUAGCCCUGGAUUAACUGCUGGAGCAAAGAAGAAACGCAAAUGUAAAGAAGGAAGUAGACCGGAGACUCCAAGUAAUGACGGCAGGGAGUCUCCUGAAAACAUUCAGAACAUUCUGAAGGUGCUGGUGUCAGACCUUAACCGCUCCAAUGGGGUAGCCAUACCUUCAUUGGACAAGAGGAAGGUGUACUGUGAUGGUGGUGUUUCCACUCAUAAUGCUGAACAACUUGCUGCCGAUGUCCCCACAUUAUCUAACAGCAACAGUUUGCCUGGCUCUGCCGCUCCAGGUCCUGGCAGCAUGCAUCUGCCACAGAUCUGUGAUUCUGAUAUUCAUGCAAAUGCCUUGGAAGAAAAUAGGUCCCUCUCCUUGACAGAAAGUCUCCGCCAACUCUCUGAGCAGCUUAAUGGCAUGGUCAAUCAGCCUGCAGCCUAUGUGAAUGGGGAAAGUUCCACAUCUUCCACCGAUAUGAAAGAAAUGGCAACACGUUACCAGGAGCUGGCAGUAGCCCUAGACUCCAGCAAUCUAACAAACAAACAACUCAGUACAAAGAUAGAGGAAUUGAAACAGCAGAACCAAGAGGCCAUGAAUCAGCUGGAGAAGGAAAAGAAAGGGUUUGAACAGAAGUUUACAAAGGAGCAAGCAGCAUUACGAGAACAGUUACAGGUCCACAUCCAGACUAUAGGGAUACUGGUUUCAGAGAAGUCUGAACUGCAGACAGCCCUUGCGCAUACACAGCAGGCUGCUCGGCAGAAAACAGGAGAAGUCGAGGACCUUGCUUCUCGGUUGCAGUCUUCUCGCCAGAGGAUAUCUGAGUUGGAGCACACGCUUUCCUCCAUCUCUACACAACAGAAGCAGUUGGAGAAACAUAAUAAAGAGCUGGCAAAAGAACGAGACAGCCUGAAACUGGAAGUCUACAAGCAGAGCAAAAGCAGUGAAGAAAUAAAGCAGCAGAACUCCGAACUGUCAGAGAAACUGCGUGCCCUGAUUUCAGAGAACUCUUCCAUGAAGCUGGAUGUGGAAGAGCUGCACAAGAAACUGGAAAUGGCAGAGCUGAUGAUUCAGCAGUUUGCAAGUCAGCCUGGAAUCCCAGAUGCCACUCAGCAGCUGCAAAUGGCACUGGAGGAGAGAGCUAACUUAGAGACACAGAUUGCCCAGCUGUCUGAGUCACUCCAGCAGCUCCAGGCUGAACGGGAUCAGUAUGCCCACAAGCUGAAGGAGGAAGGGGCAAUCUGGCAGCAGAGAGUACAGCUGCUGUCUGAGCAGGUCAAUGCUUUGCUUGAAGAGAAAGACCUGAAUGAAACUCGCAUCCAGGAGUUGGAAGCUAACUUAUCUGAGCUGCUCAGCAGUCAGUCUGCUACUAAGCCCCAGGAAAGUGAGCCUGCUCCCUCUACGGGACCCACAGAAGCUGAGCUGCUCCUGCAGGAAGAGCUCAGUCAGCUGCAGCGGGACAAGGAGGAGCUUCGUGAGCAAUGCCGAGCCCAGGUUCAGGACAACGAGCAACUGAGCCGCCUUAAUCGGGAACAGGAGGAGCGGCUGCUGGAACUGGAGAAGGCACUGCAGCGGUACAGUGAGGAGGCAGUGGACAGGCAGCAGAUCCUGGAGAACAUGCAGAGUGACAAGGUGACCAUCAGCCGGGCCUUGACCCAGAAUCGGGAGCUCAAGGAGCAGCUGGCCGAGCUGCAGAACGGGUUUGUCAAACUGACCAAUGAGAACAUGGAGGUGACAAGUGCCUUGAAGUCCGAGCAACAUGUGAAGAAGGAACUGGCUAAGAAGAUGGGAGAACUACAAGAGAAGCUGGCUGAGCUCAAGGAGACGGUGGAGCAAAAAACCCAAGAUGCCCAGGCCCUCCAGGAGCAGCGGGAUCAGUACUACAGCCACCUCCAGCAGUAUACUGCAGCAUACCAGCACCUAGCCAGUGAGAAGGAGGAGUUGCACAAACAGUACCUACUUCAGACACAGCUCAUGGACCGCCUGCAGCACGAGGAGGUCCAGGGCAAAGUGACUGCAGAAAUGCACUUCAAAGAGUUGCAGCAAGCCAAGGAAAGCCUGGAGACAGUUGCCAAAGAAAACAAAGAGCUGCAGGCCCAUGUCAGCCAGCUCAUGGCAGAACUAGAUGCAAAGAUGUUGCCCAGGGCAGAAGGAGAUGGUGUGGAAACGGAAGAGGAAGCAGUUGAGGACAUGAAGUCUUCAGUCAUCAUCCCAGAGGAGUUUGAAAACAGAGAAGAAAUGGUUGCUUUCUUGACGUCUGCUGUGGCCCAAGCAGAGAAAGAGCGUGAGGAGAUGAGGCAGCAGCUAGCUGAGCAGAAGAGGCAGUGCAGAGGCCUCCUGCAGCAGACAGCCAUGCUGAGGAAAGAACAGCAGCUGCAUGUCACAUCAAGAGGAGGUUCUGUUGCAGAUUCUGUUCCAGCAGAAGUUCACGAAGCCUUAAAAAGUGCCAUGGAGAAGCUGCAGUCCCGAUUCACCGACUUGAUGCGUGAAAAGGCAGAACUGAAGGACCGGGUGGAUGAGCUGGAACACCGCUGCAUCCAGUUAUCGGGAGAAACAGACACCAUAGGUGAAUAUAUUGCCUUGUACCAGAGUCAAAGGGCUAUUCUAAAGCAGCGACACCGGGAGAAAGAGGAGUACAUCAACAGAUUGGCUCAGGACAAGGAGGAGAUGAAGAUGAAGCUGCUGGAGCUCCAGGAGCUGGUGAUGCGCUUGGUUGGUGAGAGGAACGAAUGGUAUACAAAAUACAUGAUGGUGACUCAGAACCCAGAGGCACAACCUGACCCAGGAAGCGAGGCUGCAGUCACGGCAGAGAGGCGCCUUGAGCUGAAUGCUACUGAUGGUGAAGGAUUGCGGGAAGUAAGUUUGACAGAUGAGCCAGAACAGGAAUUGGCAGUUCCUCCAUCUCAUCCGUUUCAUGCUGAUGGCAAAGGCCCCCCACCUGCUCCUCAGGACCCUACGGCCAAGCAGAUCAUGCAGCUUCUGCGUGAAAUUCAAAACCCCCGAGAGAGGCUGGGCUCCCUCUUGGAAAACCCCUGCAUUCCCUUCUUCUACCGGGCUGACGAGAAUGAUGAAGUCAAGAUCAUGGUGGUUUAAUCAGCCUUCUAAGCUUGGCACGGAGCCUGCCAAGACACCAAGUGUCCUGGCUUUUGUGUCCUGCCCACCUCAGCUGAAAACAAGCAUCACAUGUGGUUUAAGCGGAAUAGGACUUGAGUUUCAGGCAUCAUGCAUUGUUCCUUCCCUUCACUGUUCCUAAACGGAUCGUGUGUUCUUGGCAUGCGAAGCUCAGGAGGGUGCUGGAUUUCCUGGCUCGUGUUUCUGACAAGCCACUCUCCGCCAGUGACUCUGUUCCACACGUCAGUUACAACAGCCAUAUGCCCAUCAUCGUCCCACUAAGUAAUUCUGCAUCUGGAUGGUUUCGAUUUGAAUUGACUGCUUGUCUCUCGCCAUGGAUCUUGGGCCCUUUUGCUUUUCUGUGCAGCCAACCUCACGUGUUGAUCCUCUCAGCUGCCUUCCUGUAAUGGAUUAGUUAGCUGACUCUCUAGGCAAGCUCUGCAAAAUGUUUUGUUUCCUUCUAGUUAAACUGGAUGGACGGCUUCAUGGGUUGCCUUUUCACUUGCCUCUUUUGAGGGGUGGGCUUUUGAUUAGUUGGCAUGGACAAGGAAGAGGGAAAACAUAGCCUGCACUUUCAACGGUUAUAUAUUUUGCGGUCUUUUGUUGGAUUUUAUUUAUUUUUUAAAAUAUGGAAAACCUAGUAAAAAGCAGAUCACUGAAUUUUUAAAAAUAUGUCUUUUGUGAUAAUUUCUGGGAUUUCAGCUACCAAUAACAAUCUCCUUUUGUUCCACUUGGGCAGUGGUUAUGCUGAAAUUAAGCCUGAUAACUUCAGAGUAAUUGUUUUUCCUGUAGACCUUGAUAGAGGAUGAGGCAGAAGACAUCUUUGUGGAAACAUGAAAGGAUGUGUCGUGUGUACAGUUGCUGUUUAGUGAAAAAGGCAUCGUGUGCACGUGGGCGGGACAGACUCGAGAACUUGCUCCAGAGCCAGAGUCCUCCAUAGGAGGGCAGCUACAACCUGUGUGUAUCUUGUACAUUUGCACAUAAGCAGUAAAAGUUGUGGGCUGGUGAUGUAACUGUCUGCCAUGAUGGUCUUCGCCUCUCCAGAUUUGCAGGUUUUUAAAGAGUUGGGCUUCCGCAGCCACACAACAGCUAUGGGGAAUGGCUGUUAAAAAAUAAAGGAGAGCCCAAAUGACCUCAGAAGGGACACCAUGGAGGGAAGAGCUCCUCCCUGCCUGCUCAAGCCAUUUUCCAAAAUAGCAAAAGGGGAGUGCCUCUAUUUUUGCUGCUCCAUGUGGAAUAUUUUCUGUACAUGGAGCAGUAAUUUCGACAUGAGAAAAUGGCUUGCUGGGUGGAUGGGGAGGAGCCCUUCCUUCCCCUGCGGUGGUGUUCUGAGGCUGUUUGCGCUCUCCUCUAUUUUUUAACAGCCAUUCCCCACAGCUGCUGCAGGGAUGCCAAGUUCCCCAGACCUGACUCUAAAAGCCUGCACGUUGAGAGAGAUCCACAGGCAGGUGAUGUAAUUGUCUGUCAUGAUGGUUCUGAGUGGAGGGAAAAGGUAUCAGCAAGGGGGGCAGAUAGGCUGCUGCUUUGCUCCUCCCUCCUAGGUGUUGUGCUGAUUGCUGAGGCAAUUGAUUCUUCCGUUUUGGUCAGAGCUUUUCCCUUCUGGUAGAAUUUUCUAGAAACAGCCCAUCCAAAGCCAAAAAGCACAUAGGGAAGUUUUAAAACUUCUUCUUCCCCGUCCCUGGUCCAGUCUUCUAGCAGAGUGAGACGUAGACUAAAUCACUGCAUUCUUCCAGGCUCUAAUGAGCCAAAUGUCUCGGGUGCCACCCAGGUGGGAAACCAGGGAGACAUUAACAAGAUUGACGCAGCCCUGUUGUUGACAGUGUUAGUGCUCAGUGCAUUGUGUUGGGGCACUAGCGAAGCAGGCCCGUGUGCUCCUGUGUGCACGAGUCAGUGUGUACAUAGUGUAUCUGUGUAACAUUUUGUAUAUACCUUGAAUAAAGAGAAGAAAACCGUUUGGCAGCAUUUCUGGUUGCUGGAAGGUAACUCAUAAUCUUGUAUUAUAAAAAUGUUCUAACAUCAAGCAGUGGGGUGGGGGAAGGAAUGUGAUUUAAUAUGGAACAUUAUUAAAUAUUUAUUGGGUGUCUGGUUUCCAGGAAUGUGAAAGGAAAAAAAAUAUUAGAGAAUUCUUGCGUUCUACUGCAGAAAUAAUUUAAUCCUGUUAUAAAUUUGUUCUUUCUGAAUAAACCUCUUCCAACUA